This is a messenger RNA of Halteromyces radiatus, 2920 nucleotides long. RefSeq names its product phospholipid methyltransferase-domain-containing protein. Gene Ontology annotation, biological process: phosphatidylcholine biosynthetic process. The record is from RefSeq and is a predicted model, not a curated record. Lineage: Eukaryota; Fungi; Mucoromycota; Mucoromycetes; Mucorales; Cunninghamellaceae. Bases 29 to 2860 code for a protein of 943 amino acids. Gene Ontology annotation, molecular function: phosphatidylethanolamine N-methyltransferase activity. The transcript is spliced from 10 exons.
CUUUAACCUACUUCCCAUUUUCAACAUAAUGGAUAAUGAAAAUAAACUUAGACAACGGUUUGGUCAACCCAAACAUACUCCUUUGGUAGAAAAAGAAGAAAAAGAUAGAACAGAAGAGAAACAGCAACGUCCUUCUAUUGGCAAAACCCCAAGUGGUCAAAUUUUUCGUGUUCCUUCAACUCAUGAUAUGGUGACAACACUUUUAAAUCCUUUGGAACCGAAAUCAGUAUUUGACUUGAUCACAUUAGGUUGUAUGACUAUUCCUUGUUUACUAUGGUUGUGUCUUCCUGUAUCUAUUUCAAGAUAUAUACUUUUGGGACUCUAUCUAUUUUGGCGUUUAUCGUAUAAUAUUGGUCUUGGAUUAUUAUUAAAAUAUCAAAGCGAUUCUUGUGGGCUUGUGGAACUCUGUCAUCAUUAUCGACUUUUUGAUAUACAGUUGACUGGACAACAAUCAUGGUCAUAUUGGUUGAAGAGACAAUUAUCAAUCAAGAUGGAUUCUGAUUAUCAGUUUGAAAAGGUGCCUCUUGAAUACAAUACUUGGCUUCUCUUUCGACAGCUAGUAGAUCUGAUAUUGAUGAAUGAUUUUGCUAGCUACUUCUUCUUUGUAUUAUCUUGGUUCAACUGGUCUUAUUCUUCUUCUUCCUUUUACUUUAUGUUAGGUGAUCUAUUGCGAUGGACUGGUGGUUUAUUUUUGAUUUUGUUCAAUAUCUGGGUGAAAUUGGAUGCUCAUCGUGUAGUGAAAGACUUUGCUUGGUAUUGGGGUGACUUUUUCUUCGUGAUAGAACAAUCUCUUACUUUUGAUGGUGUAUUUGAAAUGGCUCCUCACCCUAUGUAUUCUAUUGGGUAUUUUGGUUAUUAUGGAUUAUCAUUGAUCAGUGCGAGUUAUAUGGUAUUGUUUGUUAGUAUUGCCGCUCAUGUCUUACAAUUUGCAUUCUUGAUCUUGGUAGAAACACCACAUAUUGAAAAGAUUUAUAAUCCUCGCAAGAUACAGAGAAGACAACCCAGAAUGAAUAUGACCUUGGAUGAUGAUGUGAAGCAUAUGAUGUUGGCUCUGGAUAAGAAUGCUGGUCGAGAUAUUUCUUCUUCUUGGAUUCGAUCUGAUAUGAUUGUAUUUCAAAACUUGGAUAUAUUUCGAUCGACAGAUUUAGUCUCAUUGAUGGUAAUGGUCUAUUCUAUCUUACUUCCUUUACUCCUGCCUGAUCAAAUGGGUAUUACUGCUGCACUUCUCCAAGCAUUUAUAUGGCGUGUGAUUUAUUCUGGUGGUUUAGGUACUCUACUUUGGGCUCAAUCAACAACCAAAUUCUUUACUCGACACUUUGUCAAAUGGGGUGGCAAUCAAGUAGAUGCUUUCCAGAAUUGGAAGAGUAUAUUCAACCUAUCCCUUUGUAUGACAUAUAUCACUUUCUUUAUGGCCUGUUGGAAAUCAUACUCUCUACCUCUAGAUUGGACAUAUGGUACCACUCUGUUGCGUCAUAUCCUUGGAUUGGUAUUCAUCUCUUUACAUAUUUGGACAUCUGUUUCUAUCUUUGAAGUGUUAGGUGACUUUGGAUGGUUCUAUGGGGAUUUCUUUAUUGAUCAACAUCGGAAUACCUUAUUAUAUACUGGAAUAUAUAGAUUUUUGAACAAUCCUGAAAAGAUCAUGGGUCAUGCUGCAUUUUGGGGAAUGACUUUAAUCACAAACAAUUGGAUUAUCUAUGGUCUAGCUUUAUUCUCGCAGUUAUCUAAUGUUUUAUUUUUACAUUAUGUUGAAGGACCUCAUAUGCAAAAGUUAUAUGGUGACCAAAUUCGUUCAGAAGCAGGACUGACAAAAACAUUACGAUCAGCAGCCAAUUCACUACCAAAAACAUUCCCUGAAAAACUUCAAGAACUUAUCAAAUUGGUUCCCAAUCAGCAACAAAAACAGCAAGAUAACAACACCAUUCCCAUUUUACAAAGAGUGGAAAAGGCCAUCGAAGGGACUGUUAGCUCUGUAGGUGAUACCAUCACCGCAGGACCACAUAUCAAGAAUUUGAUGAUAGAAGCAAAAAAUUCCAUGGAACCUCCAUCAGCGCCGAGUCAGCAACAUAACACAACUGCAUUAUCAUCAUCCUCACGUCAAUUGAAAGACUGUCAGAAUGCAGACUAUGGCAUUUAUAUUCAAGAACAAUGGAAUCUUGGUACGCCUAUCAAAGUUGAUUGGGAAAUAGUUUGUUCCUCUUAUGAGCAAAGGAAAUAUCAUCAAAAGAACUGGAUUGGCAUAUACAAAACGACAUCAACAUCAUCUAAAGUGAAAAAUUAUUCGAAAACCCGUGACAGUGACAUUAAGCUAGAUAAUUAUGGUCAACAAAUGACAACAAUCAGUUCUAAUGGACGUUGGCAUUGGCUCAAUGAAGGCAAAAAUGGAAGAGAGGACAAUGAAUCGCACAAGGAAAAAGGUACUCUUACUUUCAAAGGAUCACAACUACCAUGGGAGCUUGGUUGGUAUGAAUGCAGACUUCAUUUUGGUACAUCCUAUCGAAUCUUGGCAAUAUCAAGACCGUUUGAAAUUACAGUUCCUUCUGUCCCUAGUAUUAAGGAUACUGAUGCUUUAUCCCUCUGUGUCAUGAAAUCGAUACAACAUGUAAUGGGAAAUGAUGUGGAACGCAUGCCUAUGUCAAUGGUGGACUCUUUUAUUUUGACUGAUGAAGAAGCAAAACGGCUAGCAUAUAUGAUCACGGUGAUGUUCGAUUUGGAAUUUGCAUGGCAAGUCAUCUUGAUUGAUACUUCUGUUGUCAAACUAACAAAGAGGAUCCAACAAGCUCAGAAUAUCUUAUCACCUUUUAGCAAUCAUUCACCUACUUCAUCCCCUGAAACUACAUCGUCAUCCCCUAUUUUAGAAUAGAUCAUUUUAUAUUAUAUGACAUGAAAUUGAAUAAUAAAAGAAUCGAGCUUUUGAAUCAAU